Molecule: messenger RNA, 1323 nt
Organism: Aspergillus bombycis
Lineage: Eukaryota; Fungi; Ascomycota; Eurotiomycetes; Eurotiales; Aspergillaceae
Exons: 5
Coding region: 1-1323 (440 amino acids)
Source: RefSeq, a predicted model, not a curated record
AUGAUUCGAUAUAAACCCACCCGGGUUACACUUGGGGAGAACGACGUCCACGACUGUCUGGAAGGAUUGCUCUUGCGGCAUACCAGGUUUGUCGAGCAACAGGAGCAAGGUACAGACCAGAGCGACAGUGAGAACAACAUGACUGUGAUCAAGAUUGGCAUUCACUGUUCAGUGACAGGCCAUUACAUGAAAGUUGGCAAAGACAUCGCCGUUUCUUCUCUGUGCCUCCAUCCACGGAGGCGCAUAGCAGAGCUCCAUCUGAAGCGUCACGAGGGGACCGAGGGGGGAGCACAGCGGGUACUGAAGAGCACCUCCCCUCCUUCUGACGUGUGUGACGGAAACGCGCUAAUGAGAUGCUUGAUAGACAACACGGGACAUGCCCCAACAUUGUCUAAAUCAAGAAGUGCAGACGCCGACUUCGAGCUUCGAUUGAAGACGAUAGCGCCCGGGCAAUUUGAAGUUUCAGCUCAGUCUCCCAGUCGCUUUGCCAUCAUAUGUUUAGAUAAGAACGCUAAUUUGCAAGCAAGCCCAAUGACAGAGCCUGCAGGGAAGACCCUUAAGACUACAGAAGGCAGCAAGGUCGACACGUCUGCUCCAUCACAUGGCGAACAGGCUGGACUUAUAGCCCGCCAUAAUAAGGGCUCUGGUACUGAAUCCCAACUUUCCGAAGCUGAGCUACCGCAUAAAGCUUGCGAUGCGGCAUCUUUAGACAUAACUUCCAAUAAUGGUAUAAGCAGCUUAGCACCUCUUCCGCAAAUUAUUAGCAGAAGCAAAGAAGGCAAUGAAUAUGAUAUGGAUAAGGAAAGCGACUUGCCCGCCAGCAGCAUCGAACGUGAUCAGCAGGACGCGUCAUACACACAUAGCCGCAUAGGCAUACCCGACGAUACUUUCGCAUUUGAGCCUCCACUGUUCGCCACACAGAUCGAGGACAGCAUGGCAGAGCCGAACGCUUUGAUGUUUACUAAAGAAGAGAUGGACCGGAUUGGCGCUAUGUUGUACCGAGAAGCUGACGUAGCGCUGCAAGGUCUUGUUAACAGUCAAUGCGAAAGGGCGCCUGCUGGAGAGCCAGGCUGGAUGGUGUCUACGAGUUCAAAAGAGCAUGGAGGAAAAGACAAUGGGGUAGAUCCACAUGGCGGCCGCUUGGAACCCGCCGGUAACGAACGAGAGCCAAGCCGGCAUGCCAUGGGAGCAUCGGUGCAAUUUCAGAAUCAAGUCAACCAGAUGAUGGCGGAGCUCUAUUAUCAGGUUGAAGACAAGGCUGAGGACUUUGGACUGGCCUCGCUUAGGCGGAAACCAUUGGGUGAAUGGUAUAAAGGCAUCUAG